Ceratitis capitata (Mediterranean fruit fly) is the source of this 3062-nucleotide messenger RNA. RefSeq names its product dnaJ homolog subfamily C member 16 (gene l(3)80Fg). The record is from RefSeq and is a predicted model, not a curated record. NCBI's taxonomy places the organism in Eukaryota, Metazoa, Arthropoda, Insecta, Diptera, Tephritidae. The transcript has 10 exons. Bases 151 to 2499 code for a protein of 782 amino acids.
ACUGUAAAUCUGUCUUGAUAACCUCAUCUAUGGAAACUGCCAUUUAUGACCAGCUGAUUUGUAAAAUAAUCGAUAAAGAAAAUAUUUCGGUAUGAAGUGCUCGUCGAUUUAAGACAUUUUUCUUCAAGAUAUACUUUAGAUGUUUUAAAAAUGUUCGGAAAUAUAAAGUGGUUUUUUUCGUUAAGUCUUGGAUCGCUGUUUUUAGCAUUUGUUAUUGCUUCUGUUGACAAUACUGAUCCGUAUAAAGUUCUGGGUGUCCAGAAAUAUGCCUCAUUUCAAGAUAUUAGAAGGGCAUACAAGCAUUUGGCUAAAAUAUGGCAUCCCGAUAAAAGUGAACAUCCAGAAGCAAGUAAGGAAUUUGUUAAAAUAAAACAAGCGUAUGAGUUGAUAAGCGACCCUGACCGUCGACGCAUGUAUGAUCAGCAUGGUAUACGUAAUGAGGAUGCACAUUAUUUUUCAUCUCGUUCAGACUUUUAUCGUAGUAAAACUUCUUCAGACCAGUUCGAAAACUUUUUUGGAAAGCAGUUCAAUAUGGAUAAUGACAUUAGUUUUUAUCACAGAAUAUCUAUUACAACUAAGAACUACGAAAAACACAUAGUCCCAAAGAGUGAGACCACACCGUAUAUGGUGAUAUUUUAUAAUGAUUGGUGUUUCCUUUGUAUUCGACUCAUCAAUUCAUUUAAAAAGCUUAUCAACGCUCUGGAACCGCUAGGAAUUAAUUUUGCUACAGUAAAUGCGGCAUAUGAACCAGCCUUACUGAAAAAAUCGGGAGUGAGUUCUAUUCCAAGCCUGGUUUUAGUUUUAGACGGACAUUGCUAUAUUUACCGAGGAAACAUUUAUACUUUGGCCAAAAUUAAAGAGUUCAUAAGAAAAAAGAUGCCAUACGCAACUACGCAGAGGAUAAAUGAUGAUAAUGUGGAUGCUUUUCUAGGAGGAUGGAUCGAUAAUAGAGUGCGUGCAUUAAUAUUUGAACCUAGAAAUCAAACUAGAUUGCAAUAUUUAAUAAGUGCAUACGCCUACCGGUAUAGAGUAGCAUUUGGAACCGUUCAGUUGAAUACCAGUAAAAGUGAGCGUAUUCAGAAUAUGUAUGAAGUUAAUUCAAGUUUGGACACGCUUCUGAUAUUUAAUGAGGAUUCCAGCAGACCACAUGCGACGGUUUCAUCUGCAAAUAUUCCUUCAAAAACGUUAAAUGAUGUUAUUUUCUCGAAUCAAUAUCUUUUGUUACCCAGACUGUCUUCUCAACAAGUAAUGGAAGGAGUUUGUCCAGUUGAAUGGAGUCAGCCGCGAAAGCGCUUAUGUGUUAUUCUUAUUACAGAAAAUAAUGAUUCGCACAACAACGCUCGUAUUGCUUUCAGAAAUAUUGCACUUCAAACUGAAUACAGCAGGGAAAGGGUACGAUUUGCGUAUAUAUUUAAGGAAAAGCAAAAGGACUUCAUCAACUCAAUUACCAGGGGAUCCAAAGACGGUCAACUGUCUGAAAUAGUAAUUAUUUGGCGGCGCGAUCAUACACAUAUAAGGUAUGAAUGGAUUAAAGGACUCCAUCUUAGCUGGGAUAUAAGCCUUUAUGCUUCAAAUCAAGACUUUAUAAACGUAACGCAGAAACACCUUGACAACACCAUACAGAGACUCUUAAAGACAAGUGAAUCUUUUGCCUACGAAACUUAUGUGAACAAUCUCUUCGACGAACAUGCUCAAACAUUAAUCAGCAUAUGGCUAUCCAAAUUGAGAUACACAAGUGAAUAUUUCAUGGAUAAUUUGGAAAAAGAACAUAUACUAGCUGCCUUAUCACUUUUGGGAACAAUAAUCUUUAUGUUUGCCGUGGGAUAUGCCAUGGUUUACUUUGUACGAAUUGAAGAAGAAAACUUAAAGGAAAAAGGCCAAUUAGGUGGAAACAAAGGCUUUUUGAAACAAAAUCGCAAUAAUCCUGAGCUGAAGUUGCAUGAACUAAGAGCUGAAAAAUAUAAUGGCAUGGUUCGCCUCUUAAAACCAGGGUGUAGGACAAUCAUUUUAGUUACGGAUUUGAAAACCCGAACAAAGCUAAUUCCAGAAUUUCACAAAGCCGUAUGGCCUUAUCGUAAAUCCAAAACGUUACUAUUUGGGCAUAUGCUGAUUGAAAAAGGGCUGCUUUGGUAUUCUGAAUUACUAAGAUUAUCUUUAUGUGAAUCGAAGACAUUAAGUAUAAACCCAAGAAAUUGUGUUGGUACUGUACUUGCUCUAAAUGGCCACAGAAAAUAUUUUUGCAUGUAUCACGCCAAGCAUCCUGAAUCUAUCCGAAACGGGAAGAGUUUGGUGAAAAUGACGAAACAACUUCAAAGAAAUACUACAGAUCCGGAAAUAGGCACAUUCGUAGAAAUCAAUUCCGAUGAUUCAGACUGUGAACCGAAAAUCCUUUUGGAAGAAAAUCUUUUGGAUGGAUUAAGUAAUUGGUUGGACAGAUUAUUCGAAGGAACAACGCAGAGAUACAAUAUUAAUUACUGGCCCGAUUUUCCAACUAAAUAAGAAUUAUAAUACCAUUGUUGCUUAAACAUAUACACAUAUGCGUGCACUUAAAAAGUGCUGGUAUUAAGAAUUUUAUAAACUUCCGUUGGUGCUUUUAAGUUGGUACUUUUCUAAUGUAAAUUUUAACGGAAGUUAGACGGAAGCUCUUCGAUUUCCAUACUGAGACAUGCUUCUAUCCGACAAUAUCUCAUAUAAAAGCUGUGGCAAACAUUCUUGCAUACACAUAUUUUAUAGCUCAGCCGUAGUUUCCUAAAUUUGCGAUUAAUUUUCGAGCACAUAAGCAAAUCAAUAUGAAUAUAUAUCUAUAAUUUAGAUUUAAACUUUAAUCCAGAGUCUGACUACUUUUUAAGACAUUCAAAGGCUUAUUAGCAGUGUUAGAAAGUAGUUGGAAUUUAACUAAAUGUCUGCACAAAAACAUAAAUAAAACUAAGCGAAGGCGUUUCCAUUCAGAAUAUGUUUACUGUUGGGUACUCUGCUACUCAGAGCCAUUUUUUGUUUACAAACAACAGAAACUAUAAUCAUCAAAAAUGAGAAAAAAAAAUAUUUAGUUGGUUAGUUUUAAU